Molecule: messenger RNA, 216 nt
Organism: Dibothriocephalus latus
Lineage: Eukaryota; Metazoa; Platyhelminthes; Cestoda; Diphyllobothriidea; Diphyllobothriidae
Source: the annotation of a GenBank genome assembly
AUGCUUAACGCAGAGAAAACCAUUGUGCCUCUGGACCUCCGCGAGUCUUCAGACAAAGCCAAGAUGAUAGAGCUGUGCAAGAAGUCGGACGUUCUGCUGGAUCCCUAUAGACCGAAAUGCCUGGAUCGUCUUGGAUUUUCUCCUGCCACUCUUCACAAACUCAACCCACGGCUUAUUCUUGCCAGGCUUUCUGGCUACGGCAGCGCAGGUAAGUAA